Molecule: messenger RNA, 1167 nt
Organism: Neltuma alba
Lineage: Eukaryota; Viridiplantae; Streptophyta; Magnoliopsida; Fabales; Fabaceae
Exons: 3
Coding region: 39-1067 (342 amino acids)
Source: RefSeq, a predicted model, not a curated record
CUCACAACUCAUCAGCUCACAACUCUCUCACAACAAUAAUGUCGAACGUUAACAACAACGUUGCUGUGGAAGAGCACGAGGCUCUCAUGUAUCACCACCACCGCCACCAUUCUUAUUCAUUGCCUGCUUACUACGUCCAGAGCCCUUCCGCCACCACCUUCACUCAAAACGACGCCGAAUCAUCCACCUUCCAUUCCCCCGCCCGCCCCGUCUCCAACCCGACCCAUGUGGACGCCCUCUACCGUUACUCAUCCUCCUCCCGGGGCUCUGUCCACUGCUACCACCACCACAAGAAGGUGUCGUACGACGAGAGCCAUGCCACGGCGCCUACGGAGAACGACGGGGAUAUGAACCGCCUGAUUGUAAUGAACAGGAACGGUGAGGAUGAUGAGGAGGAAGAUGAUGACGACGUGUUUGAUUAUGAUUGGAGGAAGGAGAAAGGGUGGAGGAGGUACUGGACAUACCGGAACACAGACUCGUGGGCUUGGAUAUGGAUUCAGAUCAGCUGGAGACUGUUAGUGAGUCUAAGUGUUGCGUUGCUUGUCUUCUACAUUGCUACGAAGCCUCCCCCUCCUGUGCUUUCCCUCCAGGUGGAAAGAGUGCGAGAGUUUAAGUUAGGGGAAGGAGUGGACAGGACCGGGGUGUCAACCAAGAUCCUGACCUUCAAUUGCUCCAUCAGUUUGGGAAUCCUAAACAAAUCCAAGUUCUUUCGCCUUCACCUUCAUCCUCCUCUCAUCCACUUGUCCUUUUCCAUCUUACCCUUUGCUCUCUCUCAUGGCGAUGAAGUGUAUGCAGAGAGUGGGGCGACGAUAUAUAGAAUGGAAGUGGGAGUGAAGAACAAGGCAAUGUACGGAGCAGGAAGAGAGAUGCAGGACUUGUUGGAGUCAGCAAGAGGAUUGGCCAUUUCGAUAGGUGUGAGAGUGAGUUCCACUUACAGAAUCGUCCCUAACCUCAUCAACCCUAAGUUCCAUCACCAUCUUCACUGCUUCCUCAUCCUCCAUAACCAUUACGAUCGCAAACACCGAACCCAGUUAUUCAAUUCCACUUGUCAUCUCUUCAUUCCCUAGUAAACCAUUUCCCAUUUUGAAGCUUUCAAAUGCUUGCUCUUAUUAUUUUUGUAGAUACUUUUAUGGAUUCUCCCUCCUAGUCUAAAUGUAAGUGUUAGUA